AUGGCACCUUCAAAAUCCUCGUUUCUAGACCGGCUAUCGUCGCCUCGUGGCAGCGCACCCUUGUUGCCAUUCCAUGAGAAACGACGUAGAUCUGAUGAUUACGAUCUGGACAACCUAUCGCCAAGACAAGACGACUCGAUCCUUUCUGAGGAUCCCUACGCUGCAAAGGGAGGACUAUUCUUGCGGUCACCUUCUCCUGCGGACCCCGACCCAUGGAACGAGAGGGCCAGUUCGACCGGCUCAUCGUCUAAGCUCAAGCCCCAUCAUGCUUUCGAUGGGCCACCACCUCCCAUAGCAGCGUCGAUCGUCAUCCCGCAACGUUUGGCGCCCGCAUCGCGCUCACGAGAACGGAGGCCCGGGAAGAGUGCUAUGAAGAGUUCCGGCUCCAGCCGCCUAGGCCUUGGCAGUGUUGUCUUCGAUGCCACGUCUCAAAGGCAGGCGGCCAACCCAGCAGACUCCACGUGGCGCGCCCUGCAGCGACGAGAACAGGCCAUCGGGAAAGAGCUGCAGGACCUCCUCGAUAUGCAAGCCAUGGGUCUCGUGGCUGGGAGCGAGACCGCAACCUCGUCGAACGCCAGCGAUGCGGACGCCUUCAGCGACACGGGCAGCAGCACGCCGACUGCAACGUUUUACUCGACCGUCACCUCGCGGUCGCGCAUGACGGCGUCCCUCGACCACCCAACGCGCGCGACGCCGCGAGGGGACGUCAUUCCCAUCCGUCAGCCCAAGGCGUCGAAGCCCCAGGGUCUGCGUGCUGCCCGGAACGGCCUGCGAAGAUCCAUGACGGCGCUAGCCAAUCUCAAGGCUGAAGAGGAUGCUCAUGUCGAGGCGGCUUUGUCCGAUCGCAAGAAAGCGCUGCCGUUGGCCAAGGAGCUGCGUACCCUAGGCGACCAGCAUCAAGCGCUUGACCAGGAGAUACGCGAGAUGGAAGAGACAUUAGUGGGUAUGCGGAAUCGCCGUCGCUGGCUGGGACGAAAGAUGGACGACGUCAAGAACAGACGUGAGGCUGGCUUAAGCGGCUACCGAGGCGCGAUGAAAGAGGUAGAGGGCGAAGUUUCUUCAUUGAUGCGCCGCCCCCCUAUCGAGCCCCUUGAUCUCGAGGUACUGAUGACCGAUGCGAGCGAGAGAGGGGACGAAGGCAUGACGGGCCUUCCCAGUGGCGAAGAGUUUCUCCAGCUCAUUCCGGAAAGACGCACACCAGCACUAGCCAUGGAGUGGUGGCAGGGGGAGAUUAACAUGUUGGAGGCCCGCAAGAACCAGAUUGACAAGGACCGCGAGGCCCUCGAAUCCGGGCUGGGCUUGUGGAAUGACUGCGCGACCCUUGUUGCUGGCUUUGAGGCGAACUUACGAAAGGCUAUGAAGGGCGAACCGACGGGUAAGGGUAAAGAGAAGGCUGCCUCGCCAGAGGAGGCCCUUCGACAACAUGUUGCCGGGAUGGCAGGGGUCAUUGAACAACUCCAGGAGUAUGUGGGCAUUGCGGUGGCCAACAAUUGGAAUUUGCUCAUAUGCGCCGUCGGUGCCGAGCUGGAGGCCUUUGAAGAAGCCGAGAGGAUGCUCCGGAAUACUCUCGAGUCAUCAGACGAGCCUACCCCAGCACCGGACAAGUUGCUCGUUGAGGACAACACGGAAAAGCAAGGACCAGCGCAUGGAGAAGCAGGAAGAAACGAUAGAUCGAAUCACGAGGCCGAUGAGAGUGACAACGACGUCCCGUUGGACUUGUUGGUCACGGGACGUGAGGAGCAAAACCAUCAGGAGGGGAAGCGCACGAGUGGGAAGGAUCAUCACCAUGAAGAAGAUGAAAGUGACAGUGGUGUUCCGCCUCCUGAAUUUUUGGCAGAGCACGACCCUGAGGACGGAGAUUUUCAUACUACAAGCAGAUGA
Molecule: messenger RNA, 1881 nt
Organism: Verticillium alfalfae VaMs.102
Lineage: Eukaryota; Fungi; Ascomycota; Sordariomycetes; Glomerellales; Plectosphaerellaceae
Exons: 2
Coding region: 1-1881 (626 amino acids)
Source: RefSeq, a predicted model, not a curated record